Molecule: messenger RNA, 1395 nt
Organism: Phytophthora nicotianae INRA-310
Lineage: Eukaryota; Oomycota; Peronosporomycetes; Peronosporales; Peronosporaceae
Exons: 3
Coding region: 1-1395 (464 amino acids)
Source: RefSeq, a predicted model, not a curated record
AUGGCCACUCAAGGUCUGAAACCAGCCCGAAUUCGCAUGGGUAUGGCGCGGCGAUUCGGGUUAUCCGAGGCGGAUAUGCCAACUCUGCGCCAAAUCGACCAGUUGGCGUAUGGACCCGACGUAUCCGACACGAAUCCUUUUUCUUUUGGGUGGGAACGUGACGGCCGCCGGAAACCGGAUGUCGGCAACGGCUCUGACGAAAAACCGUUCUUGGUGGGUUUAACUACGAAGCGCUUGCUGCAUAAUGCAGCCCGCGAUCCCGGAACAUUCGUGCUCCACAUGGAUGCCACCUUCAAGCUAAACCAAGUGGCGUAUCCUGUCAUCGUCUGUAGAGUGUCCGACAGAUGUCGGUCCUUCCACUUGGUUGCUCUGUUCAUCACUUUGCAACGAUUGGAGAGGCUGUACCUGCUGGUCAAGUACGUUAUGGCAGAUGCUGAAGCCGGGCAACAGAACGCCGUGAACCAAGUGUUCGGUGUGGAUUCCGACUACGUAUAUCUCAUGUGCUUCUAUCACGUGAUGGCCAAGGUUCAUGAAAAGCUCAAGGGAAUACCGGACAGCUUGUACAAGGUUGUGGUCGCGGAUAUCUACGACCUUCACUUUGCGUCUUCAAAGGAAGUGUAUGACGAACAAAUGCAGAUUGCACUGGAGACGUGGUCAAGCCAAGAGCAGUUGGCCGGGUUUCGGAGCUACUUCAACAACAUUUGGAUGAAGAGCGAGUUCUGGCGGUGGCAGUGUUUUCACACACUAAGUGGAUAUGCCACCACGAACAAUCCGGUGGAACAGUUCAACCGCUUGAUCAAACGUAAUUACACACUUCGUACCAAGCACAAGAUUGGUACCCUUCUCCAACUACUUGCGGACUGCUGUGGACAUCAAUCGGUUACGCCAAGAACGUUCAAGAUAAUGCCCGAUUCCUCGCAACAGCUGAAAGCUCGAGUUAAAGAUUUUCGUCAGCGUGACCUUCUCGUGGACAUGACUCCAAAGCGGACCAGCAUCGACUUCUUGCUUGUUUCCCCCAACCCAGACGUUGUUCGUGUGCUGUCACGUGGUUGUCACCGCGUGUAUCUGCCUGAGUUGGGCCGCAGUCGCGAAGUGGCACCUGUUUCAGCCCAGAUGGGAUCCAACUACGGGAGGAUGAAGCCAGAAGGUCAUCCUGAAGGUGGAUGGAACGUUGACGUAACGACGAUGUCUUGUGGGUGUAAGUACCAUUUCAAGUUUGCUGUAUGCAUUCAUGUCCUAUUUGCCCUACAGGUAAAGCCCUACACCGGCUUAGACGGUAAGCGGACUCUAGUCGACCGUUCAGCCUCAAGAAAGCGACGUCGAACGCGUACUGGUAGUGCACGAGUCCCAGCUGGUCGGCCACGGACUAAUGGUCACGCACUCACCACUGAUUGA